CCACCAACCAUGCAACUACUGCAGGUGACAGUGUUGUGUUGUGUGGUGUUGGCCGUCGUGGGUGUGCCUACACCAACACCUGACGCGGGCCCACAACCAGAGCUCAACAAGGGCUACAGCUAUGAAGCACCAUUCAAGGGCUUCGGUCUGCCAGGGGAGGAGGUAGACCACAGCCAGCCCACCUACCAGGAACCUGACACAGGUUACCUACCACCUGAAGGUCUUGCUCCAGGUGACCUGCCAGACAUAGCUUUUGGCUUACUUGCUCUUGAACCAGCUAAUGGACCUCCAGCUAUAAACCCAAGCUAUACUACGCCAGCUACUUAUAAACCAACACCUAAUCAGACUUAUGGUACACCUAAACCUUCCUAUUCGCCACCUAAACAGACUUACAGUUCACCUACCCCAGCCUACACACCACCUAAACCAACAUAUGGUACACCUAAACCGGCCUACACACCACCUAAACCUACCUAUAGCCCACCUAUUACUUCUUAUACACCUAAACCAAUCUACAGCACACCUAAGCCUUCAUAUGGACAAGCUAAACCAAUCUACAGCACACCUAAGUCUUCAUAUGGGCCACCUAAACCAACCUACAACACACCUAUGUCUUCAUAUGGGCCACCUAAACCAACCUACAGCACACCUAAGCCUUCAUAUGGGCCACCUAAAACCAACUACAGCACACCUAAGCCUUCAUAUGGGCCACCUAAACCAACCUACAGCACACCUAAGCCUUCAUAUGGGCCUCCUAAACCAACCUACAGCACACCUAAGCCUUCAUAUGGGCCACCUAAACCAACCUACGAAACACCUACACCUACAUAUAGACCACCUAAACCAACUUACACCACACCUACACCUACAUAUGGACCACCUAAACCAACUUAUGGAAACACUUACACCUACUUAUGGGUCAGGGGCUACUCAGGAGGAUCAGGUUUUGGAAGCACAGGAAGCAGUGGUUUAGGGUCAGGUCAGGGCUACUCAGGAGGAUCAGGUUUUGGAAGCACAGGAAGCAGUGGUUCAGGGACAGGUCAGGGCUACUCAGGAGGAUCAGGUUUUGGAAGUACAGGAAGCAGUGGUUCAGGGGCAGGUCAGGGCUACUCAGGAGGAUCAGGUUUUGGAAGUUCUGGAAGUAUUGGUUUAGGGUCAGGUCAGGGCUACUCAGGAGGAUCAAGUUUUAGAAGUACAGGACGUAGUGGUUUAGGGUCAGGUCAGGGCUACUCAGGAGGACCAGGUUUUGGAAGUACAGGAAGCAGUGGUUUAGGGUCAGGUCAGGGCUACUCAGGAGAACCAGGUUUUCGAAGCACAGGAAGCAGUGGUUCAGGGUCAGGCCAAAGCUACUCUGGAGGAUCAGGGUCGCGUGACCUAACAGCAUCAUACAGAGCCUCAGGAUCUCUGGGAGGUGUGGCUGGCUCACUGGGUCUACACAACUCAGCAAUUUCAUCACAAAAUGAUCUUGAAUCCCGGCAGUUAACUUCUGGCUACACUCCUAACCAGUCUUAUGGUGAGAAGGGAAUGCCGUUCGACUUUGCUUAUGCUGUCAACGACGAAUACAGCGGUAACAUGUUCAGUCACAGAGCGAACUCAGAUGGACUGGUGACGAACGGGGAAUAUUCUGUUGUUCUCCCUGACGGCCGCAAGCAGGUGGUCACCUUCACAGCAAACAACGACUUAGGUUACCUGGCUAAGGUCACCUAUGAGGGGCAAGCCUCCUAUCCGUCCUCGACACCUAAUACCUAUAACUAACGAAAUUUGCUGCCAAAAGCUAGUCUUAAACGUGUAUUUCUAAAUGCACUCUGCAUCUGCUGGUAAUGCUUUGGAACCCCACUUGUUACUGUGGUAUCAUUGUACCAUAAAGUAAACAAUACGUUCCUCGAAAUAAGUUAUUAUUCCUAUUUAUUAGUUGGGGUCAGGAAGAUAUAGCAAGCAAAUUGUGCAAGUUCUUAUUUUUCUUUCCGCUUUCAUGCUUUAGGUUCUCAUUUCUAUAAUUAUUGUAAAUAACACUAACUUCAUAGAUUACCAUUUGACUUGUCUUAUGGUCAAGUGAGGUUUGCUGACAGCAGCAUCCAGCCUCUACAUCUGUGUUAUAGGCAACACUUCUGAUAUAACGAACACUCUUGUUAAAAGCAACAGUCGUGUUAGAAGCAACGCAGACUGUAGCAGAUUUGAUAUCCAUGUGUCAGUGUGCAUUCAGGAUUGUGUUCACAGAAGGUUUAAAUUUGAGACUGACAAUUGUGAUCCAUUUGAACUCAUGGAGGUCAAGGCUGUGUCACCCCACCCAUUAGUGGUCCUCUUGACGCGAAGGUCAAGACUCUGGUCAACGUUGCAAGAAGGUCAGAACUCGAUCAUCUCUC
This is a messenger RNA of Cherax quadricarinatus, 2363 nucleotides long. Lineage: Eukaryota; Metazoa; Arthropoda; Malacostraca; Decapoda; Parastacidae. The record is from RefSeq and is a predicted model, not a curated record.